AUGUCUGGUGCUAUGGUCCAACGCGAUUGGGGAGACCUUGAGACCUUGACGGGCUUUGUUGCUUCUGACGGCUGUGACCUUCUCGCGUCUGGCUCACGCUUUCAAGUCACUGGCGCCUCAUCAGGCCUGGGCCACUCCCUCGUCGAAGUUGUCCUCCAAAGGAACGACAAAGUUAUCGCGGCCUGCCGGAACCCAUCUGCUUUGGCCUUCCCCACCGCCACCAGUGCUAACUUCAUAGCGGUCAUAUGUGAUGUGACCAGCCAGCAAGAUAUACUCCACGCGUUUGCUGCAGGUAUCACAAAAUUUGGGCAGGUCGACGUUGUGUUUAACGGCGCUGGACUGGCAAUGUCGGGAGAGCUCGAGGCCGUGCCAGAGGAUGCGGCAAAGGCCCUUUUCGAUGUCAAUGUCUGGGGUGCACUCAAUGUUAGCAAGGAGGCAAUGAGAGUCUUCCGCGACGUGAACCCAGUGAAGGGAGGGAGACUGUUGAAUGUGAGCUCUGGGAUUGGGAUUGUGGGGAUGCCUGUGUGUGGUAUAUAUGCUGCGAGCAAACACGCCUUGGAGGGACUUACCGAGUCGCUUGCGAUGGAACUUGACCCAUCAUGGAACAUCAAGGUCUGUUUAUCUUUUCUUCAAAAUCAAAAGGUUCCAACGUCCGUAGGUAUAUCAAUUAUCGCGCCCGGUGCCUUCAAAACCGGUAUUCACACAGCGCGGACCAUUACAUUCCCUGCACCCACUGCCUACAGCAAACCCGAGCUGCCCUCGCGCUGGGUUCGAAACUGGUUUGACGAUGAAUCUGCCAUACGCGGCGAUCCCAUUGCCGCUUCCGAAGCGUUUUAUAGAUUUACGCUACUCGAGUCCCCUCCGAUGCGCUGGGCCGUGGGAAAGGACGCAAUCGCGGGUGCCAGAAAGAAAAUCGAGUUGGUGAAAAAGGAAACAGAUGCUUAUGAAAGUUGGUCGGACAUGUUGGAAUUACCAUGA
Messenger RNA from Mycena indigotica, 978 nucleotides. RefSeq names its product NAD-P-binding protein. Lineage: Eukaryota; Fungi; Basidiomycota; Agaricomycetes; Agaricales; Mycenaceae. The record is from RefSeq and is a predicted model, not a curated record. Gene Ontology annotation, molecular function: oxidoreductase activity. The transcript has 5 exons. Bases 1 to 978 code for a protein of 325 amino acids.